Messenger RNA from Akanthomyces muscarius, 1608 nucleotides. RefSeq lists its product as uncharacterized. The transcript is spliced from 4 exons. The coding region runs from base 1 to 1608 and encodes 535 amino acids. Gene Ontology annotation, molecular function: ATP binding; tetrahydrofolylpolyglutamate synthase activity. Gene Ontology annotation, biological process: tetrahydrofolylpolyglutamate biosynthetic process. The record is from RefSeq and is a predicted model, not a curated record. NCBI's taxonomy places the organism in Eukaryota, Fungi, Ascomycota, Sordariomycetes, Hypocreales, Cordycipitaceae. Gene Ontology annotation, cellular component: cytoplasm; mitochondrion; cytosol.
AUGCAGAAUGUAUCAAGGCGACCAUUUUCUUUCGAAGCCAGGCUCCUCUCUGCCCUGCGAUCGCAGGCUUUGCGCACAAUGGCGACCUCUCCCACCACCACCAGAUCAUACAAUGAUGCGAUUGACGCACUGAAUACGCUGCAGACGCCCUAUGAAGUAAUAGAAGCCCGACGCAAGGCUGGUGUCAAGCCCGACGCCGCUUCCAUCAAGGAGAUGCGCACAUAUCUCAACCGCAUAGGCUACUCAACGUCCGAUCUAGACCGCCUCAACAUAAUACACGUAGCAGGCACCAAGGGCAAAGGCAGCACCUGCGCCUUUGUCGACUCCAUCCUCGCCGAGUACCGCCAGAAGCGCAGCACCCCCAGCAAGUCCGGGCUCUUCAUCUCGCCGCACCUCAUUGCUGUGCGCGAGCGCAUCCGCAUCAACUCGGCGCCCAUAUCUGAGGCGCUCUUUGCCCGGUACUUUUUCGAAGUCUGGGACCGUCUCGAAUCCUCCACGCUGCAGCAGCCCGAUGGUGACGACGGCAGCAGCUCCCCCCAGGUCCCGCUCGGCAGCAAGCCCAUCUACGGGCGCUACCUCACGCUCGUCAGCUGGCACGCCUUUUUGCAGGAAAGCGUUGACGUGGCCGUGUACGAGACGGGCGUCGGCGGCGAGUUUGACGCGACCAACCUGGUCCCCCGCCCGCUGGCGUCGGGCAUCAGCACGCUCGGCAUCGACCACGUCUACGUCCUCGGCGAUACCGUCGCCAAGAUUGCGUGGCACAAGGCUGGCAUCAUGAAGACGGGCAGCCCGGCCUUUACCGUCGAGCAGUUCCCCGAAGCGGCCGACGUCUUGCGCGCCCGCGCCGCGGACAAGCACGUGGCGCUGACGGAGCUGCCCGUCGACCCGCGCCUCGAGGGCGUCCGCAUCAAGCCCAUGGCCACGUUUCAGAAGCGCAACGCCUCGCUGGCGAUUGCCUUGGCGGAGACGGCGCUGGACAAGCUCGGCGCCGAGACAGGGGCAAGAAACGACAAGAGCCUGCCGCAGGAGUUCGUCGAUGGCCUGGAAAAGACGAGCUUCCGCGGCCGCUGCGAGGUCAAGGCCGAAGAUGGGAUUACAUGGCACGUAGACGGUGCGCACACGGCAGACAGCCUGAAAGUGUCUGCCAAGUGGUUCGCGAGCGAGACAGAAAACAGCAUCGGUCCGCGCGUCCUCAUCUUCAACCAGCAGGGCCGCGCCGAAGCCGUCGACUUUCUCGCGUCCAUCCACGCCGCCAACAGGAAACCCUCGCCGUCGUCGUCCUCGGAAGCGCAGUCCUUUGACCACGCCAUCUUCUGCACAAACGUCACGUACGCAGCGACGGGCUACAAGCGCGACUUUGUCAACCGCCAGGUCGACCCCAAGGACAUUGCCGGCAUGACAGCCCAGCGGCGCUUCGCCGAGGAGUGGGCGCGGCUCGACCCCAACGCUAACGUCCACGUCAUCCCCACGAUCCAGGAAGCGCUCGACAGCGCGCGCCGCCUCGGCGAGGGCCUGCCCGGGGGGAGCGCAGUUCAGGCGUACGUCACGGGCAGCCUGCACCUUGUGGGCGGUGCGCUGGGGAUCCUGGAGCAGGCGGAUGCGCUGUAA